This is a messenger RNA of Pistacia vera, 691 nucleotides long. RefSeq lists its product as uncharacterized. The record is from RefSeq and is a predicted model, not a curated record. The coding region runs from base 190 to 426 and encodes 78 amino acids. The transcript has 3 exons. Lineage: Eukaryota; Viridiplantae; Streptophyta; Magnoliopsida; Sapindales; Anacardiaceae.
UCCGAAUCCGAAUAGAAAAAACGGAUUGACCCGGAUCCAACUAAACGGACAGGCCGGCAAUAAAUAGCUUUCUUCUAGUUCUUUCUCUAGCCAAUAUCAGAAGUCGUCCACGUCAAUUCCAGUAUUCGCCGCCCCGUCCAGGCUCAUCGGUCUCUUGACAUACAUUCUUCAAUCUAUUGCAGUUGUAACAUGGCAACAAAGUACAUCAUAGGAUCUCUGGCAGCGUCCUUUGCUGUUGCUUACGCAUGUGACUACAUAAUUGCUGACAAGAAGAUAUUUGGAGGUACCACCCCAGGCACCGUCUCGAACAAGCAAUGGUGGGAAGAGACUGACAAGAAGUUCCAAGCAUGGCCUCGUGUUGCUGGUCCUCCUGUUGUAAUGAACCCCAUCAGUCGCCAGAAUUUUAUUGUCAAGUCCAACCCUUAAAGCUUGAAGGUUGCAUUUCGGUUCAUAUUAUUGGUUAUGUUUUCAUUCCUUGGCAUUGCUUUACUGUACUGUAUCCAAGUGAAACUUGUUAAGCCAUGCUGAUAAUUUUCUCCAUAUAUCACUGAAUAAUGCUGUCAAAUAUUUCUGGUUUAUACACAGUGCUGCAAACUUCAAACUCGUGACAUUUUAAUAAACCAUUGUUGCAGUGAUAUUUUAGGAAGAUACUUGUUAUGUUCAUAUUUGGUCUCGUGAUUCUUAAUUUCAA